CUCUUUGCUGGCCCUCAUUUACCAAGACCAAUUAAGCUUUGCGUGAGCAAGAGGGCACUGUGUGUGUGUGUGUGUGUGUGAGAGAGAGAGAGAGAGUGUGAGAGAGAGAAAGAGAGAGAGAGAGAAAGAGAACUGUGUCUACACUGUUGAUUAAUGCCACUGGGUCUAACAAGCUCAGCUAAUUAGAGAACAUCAAAGAGCGAGAGGUGGUACGAGGAGAAAGAUGUGGAUGGAUGGAGGGAAGAUGGAUGGAUGGAUGGAUGGGUGGACGCCUGUCGCAAGCAGAUGGAAAGAUAUCAGGAUGUCAAAGCCAGUAGAGGUGGAGAAAGUAGGGGCUGACUCACCAUUGGAAGGCACGGAUUCAGAGCGGAAUGGACCUGAAUCAAAUCACCAGGCUCAUUCAAUGAAAGUCCAUCCUUUUCCUCUUUCACCAACCCUGAGCAGCAGCAAGAAUAAGAUGGAGGAAUGUGGUGAGAUGUCCCCGGCUCUUCCUCUGUCCCACGGCCCAACCCCUUCACAGACUGCCCUGCAACAUACACAGCUCAUGCUGACUGGCUCUCAACUAGCAGGGUUGACAGCUCUGUUGCCAGCACAGCAGCAGUUGUUGCUGCAGCAGGCUCAGGCACAGCUCCUGGCUGCAGCUGUGCAGCAGUCCAGCGCAGCCCAUGCCGCUCAUGCUGCCCACGCAGCCGCCCAAGCCAAUCAGCAAGCUCAGGCAGCCGCAGCAGCAAAUCAGCAAGCCCAGCAGCAGCAGCAGCAGGCGGGACAAACAGGGCAGCAGGCCCAGUCGCAGUCCCAGGGACAGGGACAGAGCACACAGGAACAGACAGCCCAAAGUGUCCCUGUCCCACCUCCACCCCAGCUCACCCUCUCUCAGCCAAUCCAGCUCACCGCCCAGGACAUCCAGCAGUUGCUGCAGCUUCAGCAGUUGGUGUUGGUGCCCGGCCACCCGCUCCCGUCUCCUGCCCAGUUCCUCCUCCCACAGGCACAGCAGGGCCAGCAAGGACUCCUAUCGACACCAAAUCUUAUUUCGCUACCUCAGCAAAACCAAGGGAGCCUGCUGUCUGCUCCAACUAGAAUGGGACUCCAAGCACAGCGAGAUAAGAGUGUGGAGGUGAGCGGUGGAGGCAUGACCACGGUGCCCUCUGUGACCUCUCACCCCGAGGAACCCAGUGACCUGGAGGAGCUGGAACAGUUUGCCCGCACUUUCAAACAAAGACGCAUCAAAUUAGGCUUCACACAGGGAGAUGUUGGCUUGGCCAUGGGGAAGCUGUAUGGCAAUGACUUCAGUCAGACCACAAUCUCCCGCUUUGAAGCCCUCAACCUGAGCUUUAAGAAUAUGUGCAAGCUGAAGCCACUGCUGGAGAAGUGGCUCAAUGAUGCAGAGACCAUGUCCAUAGACAGCACCCUGCCCAGCCCCAGCUCCCUGUCCUCUCCCUCUAUGGGCUUCGACGGGCUUCCUGGUCGCCGCAGAAAGAAGAGAACCAGCAUUGAGACGAAUGUACGUGUGGCCCUGGAACGCGCAUUCAUGACGAACCAGAAGCCUACCUCAGAAGAAAUCCUGCUGAUCGCAGAGCAGCUCAACAUGGAGAAAGAGGUGAUCCGAGUCUGGUUCUGCAACCGCCGGCAGAAAGAGAAACGCAUCAAUCCUAGCAGUGCCACCCCUCCCCUGCCCAGCCAGGCCCCCACUGCCCAACCAACGCACAAACAGUCCUGCUACAGCCCUCACAUGAUGUCCAGCCAGCUGUCACAGGCCGUGACCAGUCUCAGCACAACAGUGACCACCAUGUCCCCCGUCUGCCCCCUAACUUCCAGCCUCACCUCCACCCAUCCCUCCCUCAGCUCCGCACCCUCCCCGGUGACUCCUCCUCCCCGCAGCACGGCCAGCCCCGCCACUCCCAGCCACAGCACACUCAACCUUAACACAGGCUUAUGGCGUAUGGGUAAAAAGAACGGUGACGUGUCUAACUACAUCACCGAUUUUGCUGCAAACUUGAGGAACACUGUGAUGGGAGUUAACACAGGGAUGAGCCAAGCCCUCCUCGGUAACAAUCCCCUGGCCACCAUCCAAGCAGCCCUAGCAGCCAGUGGUGGCCAGCUGCCUCUUUCCAGUCUUGAGGGGGGCAGUAAGGUGAUGCUGGGGGCCUCUGGAGGCCAGGGAGGGCUCCACUCCUCCCUCUUCCUCAACCAUCCCGCCUUCCUCCACAUGGGCCAGAACCCCGGCGCUGGACUGAUCAGCGCCGCCGUAGCCAAAGCCUCCCAGUCCUCUCCUUUUCCCUCAGCCAGCAGCAUCAGCCCCACCCCUUGCUCCCCUUCCCCCUGCUCAAGCCCCGCCUCUUCCUGCUCCUCCAGCGAAAUGGCACACAGCCCGCCCUCUCUGGGCGGAGCCAAGAUUGAGUGACCGCGCCAAGGGCCAAUCAGAGAGGAGGAGGAAGGAGGACACGAGAACCUCGCCUUUCACACCAAAGCUAUCUCUUUCUCUCUCUCUUGUGCUCUUCUUCCGUUUUUUUUUCGCAAUGGUUCUCUCUCUCUUUCUCUCCCAGUCUUUCGAUGCCAAAAAUACACAGAAUGAAAGAGGAGAGAGGGAGGGAAAGAAGUGAAAGAGGGGAGAAGGGGAGAAAGGGGAAGAUUGAAACCAAAAAUCUUUAUCUAUCCAGACAGAUGGGGAGGAGGCAACGUGGGACCUUUUUGUCAAUAACGCGUGAUAUCGGCAUGGCGCCUCUCCACUCUUUCUCUCUGAAGGAAAACAAACCAAUGACUCUUUAACAAAGAGAUGGAAGAGACGGCAGAGAUGCAUGUCGGAGUGCAUAAACCAAAAAUGACAAAAGAUAACUUUACUAUGUGACAAAGGAAUGGCGGCAAGGACAAAAAAUGGAGAGGAGGACUGUGCUUACGUUUUCCUUUCGUUUUUUUAUUAUUUCGAAAAGCUGCGGGUCUGAAGGAAGAGGAGUAGGGAGGAUAAGUUUAAACCAAAAAUUUACCUGAGGAGGAGGCGGAGGAGGAAUACACAAUGACAAAAAAAAAAAAAAAAUGACAACCAUACCAAAAUCCCAAAUACCAAAAACCAAAAAUACGGAGAGAAAAGCUUUAUUCAAAGGACGUGUAAAUACUGAAGCUAUCCAGGACCAGGACUCUACUGCUACUGCUACUCACACACAAACACACAUCAAUCCAUCUAGCCAUCGACUCAUCCUGUCUGCGUCAACUCAUGUGUCUCUUAUAGGUUUUCAUGCUAGAUAUUUUAGAUAAUUUUGUAAAAGAUUGUUACUGAAUGAGUCAAGAGCUCAUGAAUGAUUGCCAGUUCUACUGUAUCUUCUUAUGUUAGUCUCUUUACCUACCUCUGGUUUUAAGAGCAUACAAUAGCUUUUCCGCUCUCCUUUUUAUUUCAGAUUCCUUGACAGAGGCUUGUUAUUCAGUAUCUAUUUUUUACACUUUGAGAAGUACAGUUGGGAUUUGUUUUUUAAUUAUUUAUUAGUAUCAUUUUACAAUCCAGUUCCUAUUUAUUGUCGCAGCCAAUAUUUGUUUUAGUGUUAGCUUUUGGGGUUUGAAUCAUCAUCAGUGUCAUCAUCAUCGUCUUCAUCAUAUGCAUUUGUGUUGUCAACAUGCUUCUUUUGUUUUUUUUUAUGUGACUAUUCUGCUGGAACAGAGAUGAUGAAGGUGAAAAGUUGCUCAUUUCAGUCCUCACCAAGUGCCAUAGAUCCAAAAUAGAGUUGGCACACUGCAAGUUGAUUUCAAGGUGUGAAUGAAUUUUAUUAAGACCUAAACAUGUGACAUUUUGUGCUCUUAAUCAGACCACUCUUUCAUCACUCUUUAAGAUAACCCAUUAUCGGGGGACUCCAUGGCUAAAUGAACAUGCCCUGGAAACUUCACACAGUGAAAAUGACGUUUGUUAAGAGUGGCGACCAUUUUGAAAGUAUGAAAUAGGGCUGUGAUUGGAGAUUUGAAGUAAUAACCGUUGAGACUGAAGGCUAAAUAAGUCAAUAAAGCCAAGUUUAGUCACAG
This is a messenger RNA of Dicentrarchus labrax (European seabass), 4002 nucleotides long. It is a transcript of the gene pou2f2b, whose product is annotated as POU class 2 homeobox 2a. Gene Ontology annotation, cellular component: nucleus. Lineage: Eukaryota; Metazoa; Chordata; Actinopteri; Moronidae. The transcript is spliced from 16 exons. Gene Ontology annotation, molecular function: RNA polymerase II cis-regulatory region sequence-specific DNA binding; DNA-binding transcription factor activity, RNA polymerase II-specific. Gene Ontology annotation, biological process: regulation of transcription by RNA polymerase II. Bases 224 to 2401 code for a protein of 725 amino acids. The record is from RefSeq and is a predicted model, not a curated record.